Messenger RNA from Oryzias melastigma (Indian medaka), 3903 nucleotides. RefSeq lists its product as uncharacterized. The record is from RefSeq and is a predicted model, not a curated record. Bases 227 to 3550 code for a protein of 1107 amino acids. Gene Ontology annotation, biological process: positive regulation of transcription elongation by RNA polymerase II. Lineage: Eukaryota; Metazoa; Chordata; Actinopteri; Beloniformes; Adrianichthyidae. Gene Ontology annotation, molecular function: protein binding. The transcript has 9 exons.
CUGGAGCCGCCGCUAGGUGUCGCUACAGCGACAUGAAGCGGAACUUUGCACAAAAUUUGCGAUAUUCUCUUUAAGUCUUUAAGAUGAAUUGUUGGUUUUGAAUUCUAAAACUUGAGUUUUGAAACUGAUAAAGUCUCGCUAGCUUGUACAGCUUCCUCUGUUGGCUAAACCCAGCAGCGGCCAAAAACUGUCCUCUGGAAAUGUUUGUGCUAGGUUGUGGACAGACAUGCAGAGGUACUAUUGGCCCAACUAUGAAAUGCAACUCCUCGGAGAACUGCAGAAGCAGCAGAACACUGCCCAGUUCUGUGACACUCUUCUGCAAACUGAGGGGAUCUCCGUCCCAACUCACAGCUGCAUCCUGGCAGCUCUUAGCCCCUAUUUUUCCCAGAGGUUGUCUUCAUCUCCAUCUCCUCCAUCUGGACAGAAACACCUGUUAAAGCUCCACACAGUUACAGCUCACGUCUUGCUGAAGCUCGUCAGUCUCAUGUAUUCAGGAGAGCUGGAAGUUGAGGGAAAUGAGGAGAAGAGCGAAUUGUUGGCAGCAGCCAGCCGGUUUGGAUUCUCUAAUCUUGUAGAAGGUUGUAAAGACGGAGUUAGAUGGCAGAGCACACCGAGCUACAGGAAGACGUACAGAAGCAUGUCAAUGAUGGAUGCACAAGUUCAAGUGGAAAUGGCUGUAAAUAAUCGUAAUUCUCCAGAGAAGAAGAGCUGUGCCUCCGUUGGUACCCAAACAGUUGUGCUCUUUGAUAAGGAAACGUCUCAGGUCCCGUUUGCUGUGGGUUUCUCUGCAUUGUCGCAUUGUGAAAACAUGCCGGUGGAUAAGCUGAUGUGCCUGACUCCCUGUCCAACCAUCACAAGUGAUGGAGAAUCUGAUGCAGGGCUGUCCACAAACCACAAACAGUCCUCUGCUUUGUUGUGUGAAACGGACAGCUUCAUUGAAAGUUCACAGAGGUCACAGGAAGAAGGCUGUUUCCAGCAGUCACUCGAGGACAACUUCCAGGGGUUGGAAAGAAGAGAAGAGGCGGCGAGCUGCAAGGUGACGGAGUAUGAAGAUCAGGUCAGCAAAGGUCAAAUGUUAGAGGAAAAAAACAAAGAGGGGAGGCAUUCAAUCUGCAAGGCUGGAGUCAAGAAUUUGGCCAAGAUGAAGCAGAUGAUGGACCCCACAGAGACUUCUAUCAAGGUGAAGCUAAGAAGAACCCCCUCAGGAGAAGUUUGGGAGGUGGCGCGCAUGCAAGACAAAGAUGAGACAGUGUCGCCUGUUUCUUCAGUGAGACAGGGAUGCUCCACACAAAAACCCCAAGUUAAGGACUCCCACAAUCCUUCCUCUUCUGCUGACCCGGUCCAGAACCCAAAGGCUGGGAACCCUCAACCUCUCGUUGCUUCUUUCCCUAUAAACGGUUCAGACUCCUAUCCUCUUUCUGUUGGUGAUCUCAAUUUGAGCCACAGCAGGAAGUUGGAGUCAGAGCUGGAGGUGGAUGCCCCCCAGCCCCAGGAGGAAACGGAUGAGCAGAUCGACAUGCUGCUGGAGGACAUCAUGAAGGGCCUGAACAUCCUGCCCAACCUGGAUGGUGACUGUAAAAAGCUGCAGGCAGGCCACGACAGGGAAUCUGAUUUUCACCAAACUGCAGGGAGCGAUCUUAGACAGAGCCCCAUUUAUGGAGCCGGCAGUCCAGCAGAGUGUGUCCUCUACCAGGAUUUGGAGGUGGAGAGAGGCCGUCCAGCAGCACACCCAGAUCUCCAUUGUUGUGCUCAGAACUGGUCAGGCUUCCCAAGCCCUUCAGCUGUACAGCCCAGUCUUCCAAUGCAGCAAGACUCUCACAUCAACUUGUCUGUGAGCUCAUUGGGGCAGACAGAUCCACUUAGAUAUCCGGGAAUGCUAGUUUCCAAACAUCAGUGUCCUGCUGAACCUGCCUUACCUUUAGCAUGUACCUCUGGACAGAAACAGAAACAAUCCUCUGGGAAAGACCAGAGCAUAUUGGGCUUUUUACCUCUACAUGAAGAUGAUGGCCACUCUGAUUCUCUUUUUUCAUUACCCUGGAUGGAUGAAAUGAGGCUUCCUCCAUGCCUCUCUCCAUUAGAGUUUUCCACUCCAAAAGAAAAACAUCCAAACCUCCCAAGAAACUAUAAAAAACAAGCUCAGAGUCGACGUCAUCAGCGGGCCUGGCUUGCCGAAAGCCCUCAGUCUCUGCAGUUUCCUUGCAGCACCAUCAUAAAAAACAGCAACGUUUCUCUACUGUGUAAAAACAAGAAUGGUGGCUCAGAGUUCUAUCAGCAGUAUUUGAACCAAAAAAUUAAGGAUCCCAGGAAACAAACCUGUUCAGUGAAGAGUUUGGACCCCGAGGGGGCGGACACCUUAAAACGCAAAUACGACUCUAAAGGACAUGAGGUCAUUCUUAAAAAAAGGAGGAGGAGGAGGCAAAUAGAGCUCCUACAGGAUUUCAACAAUGGUUUGUUGACACCCAUAAACAUAAAGGUUACGGAUGGAACAUAUACUGUGGGAGAUAUUAAAAAAGAAGCAACCAGUAAGAGCGCCGAGCAGUCCUGGAUCCGGACCAGAGGCUUUGUUAAGAGAUAUCUACAGAGGGCUUGUAGCACUGCCCCAGAAAUGACCUACACAGGUGCUGGGCUCUACAGAGAUGGGAAAAAACUCGAAAUCUCACGGCCAAAGAAGAAACGCGGAAGACCGCCUAAAAUAAAGGUUGAGCAAAACCAUUCGGGUGAAAUUCCUGCCAUCCCUGAAGACAAGCAUGACAAAAUGGUGGAAGAAGAUUGUCCUAAAAAGAAAAUGAGCUCUAAAAAAACCUGCAAAAAAAGCACAGGAAGAUCCAAGCCAUCAUGGAAGAACACACUCAAGGAGUUUCAAAAGCUCGUUCAACGGCGACACUUAAAAACAAAGACUGUAAAAGACAGCCAGGAAGCAGCCAAACCUUCAACGAACUCAGAAGGAGACGAUAGAGGAAAGAAAGGGAGCGCUGGGUAUAACUCUGCCACAAAGACAGAAACCGACACUAAAGAGACAUCAAAAGCUAACGAUCAAGAACCCAACAGAGCUGAUUACGACAAUCAGCCAUGUAACACAACUGCAGCUCACUGCAACAAAACAGACCACGAUGACAACAGAAGAUCUAAGAUGUUACACUUCUAUGGUAAUGGAUCCCAUCCUGUCAGUGCUCAGGAUUGCUUGGAGGAUGAGUCGGUGGAGGCAACACCCAAGACAGAGCAGAGGAACACAGAUGAAGGAGUGAUCUGCUGUACUGGAGAUUUCAAAUCCGACCAGUCGGUCCCCAGUGAUGGAGGUGCGUCUUACAGCUUGUCUCUCCACUUCAACGUAUCCGUGACCAACAACUCACAGCCUCAAACCCCCCAGAAAACAAGGCCGCUGGUUACCACAGAAGAUCAAACAGAAGAGGAGGAUGAAGAAAUAGAUGUUUUGCUAUGUUCUCCAGAGAAAGCAGCUCAUGAGAGAGCUGCACUCAGUAGCAUAGUCAUAACUGUAGAUGAAGAAGAGGAAGAAGAGAAUGAGAUUGAUGUGACUGGAGAUGAAGCAUAGGAGCGUUUAGGCAUCAUUUUCAGAUCCCUGUGCCAUGUGACUUUCUUUUUAAGUUUUCAGCAAGCUCUUUAUAUCCAGUAAAAGCUGUCACCAUGUUCUGUUCCAAACACAACGUUCAAAUCUGACGUUUCAUUUUCCGUAAUCAUUUAGAAAAAGUAAGCAUGACUGUUGUUUUUUUAUCUAUAAAUUUGACAUCUCAGUGAGAUAUAAAUUGUUUUUUUCCUUUAGUUGUUUUGAGUGAGCUCAGCUGGUGUAAUUAAAUGUGUGUUUUGGAGUUUGGUUUUGAUGUUGAAUUUAAAAAAAACAUGGCAUGUUUUAUGUGCAGUUUAUUAAAAAGAAAAAGUCAGUUUUCA